UGUCGGCAAUCUGUUAUGAACAUAGUAGUGAAUGUGCGUUUUGCGUGGUAUUUUCGCGUUUGGAAGCGUUAGUAAACAAUUUAUGAAAAAUUCUUCAGCAAAAAUAUGUGAAAACGAUAUUCGAAAUGGCUCUAACGCAUACACAAGGAGUAAAAAUACUAUACAAGUUAAUACUAAGGUUGAACAGGGGUUUGCCAGAAGAACUGCAGUUGAUAGGAUCGACUUACGUAAGAGAUGAAUUCAGAAGGCACAAGGACUGUAAACCGCACGAAGCCGACAUUUUUAUGACCGAGUGGACGAAUUACGCCGUUAAUUUGGCGAAACAAUUGGGAAUUAAAGGAGUCGAAAGUGCUCAUAAAUUGGGAGCAGAUUUGCCGCCAAAUCUUUUGAAUAAUUUAAGGGAUGAACAGAUUGUGCAACUAUACAAACUCAUGGAAGCCGCUGGUGGCGAAUUAGAUGAAGAGAGAACUUAAAAUUAUGAGAGACUGUAAAUGUUUAAAAUAAUAACGAAUGUGGAGGAUUUUUCAUUUAUUUAUCUUUUUAUCUAGAUUUUGUUGAGAUAGCCAAUAGAAAAUGUGA
Messenger RNA from Cylas formicarius (sweet potato weevil), 579 nucleotides. RefSeq names its product succinate dehydrogenase assembly factor 3, mitochondrial (gene Sdhaf3). Gene Ontology annotation, cellular component: mitochondrial intermembrane space; mitochondrion. Gene Ontology annotation, biological process: mitochondrial respiratory chain complex II assembly; succinate metabolic process. The transcript is spliced from 2 exons. Bases 126 to 473 code for a protein of 115 amino acids. NCBI's taxonomy places the organism in Eukaryota, Metazoa, Arthropoda, Insecta, Coleoptera, Brentidae. The record is from RefSeq and is a predicted model, not a curated record.